Micromonas commoda is the source of this 850-nucleotide messenger RNA. RefSeq lists its product with no specific name. Lineage: Eukaryota; Viridiplantae; Chlorophyta; Mamiellophyceae; Mamiellales; Mamiellaceae. The annotation marks the transcript as partial. Gene Ontology annotation, biological process: mRNA splicing, via spliceosome. The transcript has a single exon. Gene Ontology annotation, cellular component: nucleus. The record is from RefSeq and is a predicted model, not a curated record. Gene Ontology annotation, molecular function: RNA lariat debranching enzyme activity.
AUGAGGAUCGCCGUCGAGGGCUGCUGCCACGGCGAGCUGGACAAGAUCUACGCCGCCCUCGCGCACCUGGAGAAGGUCGAGAACGUCAAGGUGGACCUGCUGAUAUGCUGCGGCGACUUCCAGGCGGUGCGCGACGCGCGCGACCUGGAGUGCAUGAGCAUCCCGGACAAGUACAAGACGCUCGGCACCUUCCACAGGUACUUUAGCGGCGAGCGCAGGGCGCCCGUACCGACGCUGUUCAUAGGCGGGAACCACGAGGCGAGCAACUACCUCUGGGAGCUCUACUACGGCGGGUUCGUCGCGCCGGACGUCUAUUACCUCGGGCACAGCGGCGUGGUGCGGUUCGGCAACUUGCGCGUCGGCGGCCUGAGCGGCAUCUUCAAAGGGAACGACUACCGCAGGGGACACUACGAGCGGCCGCCGUAUAAGCGCGGCGGGGAGGUGAAGAGCGCGUACCACGUCCGUCAGUUCGACGUCGAUAAGCUGCGGUCCGUGCGGGAGCCGAUAGACGUGUUCCUGUCGCACGACUGGCCGCGCGGUAUCAGCAGGUACGGCGACCAGGCGGAUCUCAUCCGCAAGAAGAGGUUCCUGGCGGAUGAGCUGCGAGAAAACUCCCUGGGCUCGCCCCCCGCGGAGGAGCUCCUGCACGCGUUGAAGCCGAGGUACUGGUUCAGCGCGCACCUCCACGUCAAGUUCGCCGCGAUGGUGCGCCACGGCGACGGCAGCGCCACGCGAUUCCUCGCCCUCGACAAGUGCCUCCCCCGCCGAGACUUCAUGCAGAUCGUCGACGUGCCCGAUCGAGACCCGACCGGCGGGUUCCGGCUCGACAGGGAGUGGCUGAGCAUACUGA